AUGGGUCUCCCUCGCGCAUUCGAAGAAGGCCUUCACAAUGCUUUGAUCAGGCGUCAGCAAACGGGUCAAACAUUCUCAUUGGCGCCCGCAGUUGACAAAAAAGAGGUGAUUGACUUCGCCAGCAAUGACACUCUCUCAAUGGUCUCUUCUGGGGCUUUACGCGAAGAGCUCUUCCGCGAACUCGCAAGAAAUCCAGACUUUGAGAUAGGAGCCUGUGGUAGUCGUGUUAAUGAGGGGACUCCAUAUCUUGCUGAAGUUGAAAAACAUCUUUGUCAAGUCCAUAAAGCUCCAGAUGGUCUCUUCUUUACCACCGGAUACACUGCAAACUGUGCUAUCUUUGGAACACUUCCACGCGAUGGUGAUGCCAUCAUUUAUGACGCGUUGGUUCAUGCCAGUAUCCAUGAUGGUAUCAAGGCAACGCGGGCCUCGAUUCUUAAACCGUUUGUCCACAAUAGUGUCUUGUCUCUCCAACAAGUCGUUGAGAAGGUGAAAAAGGACUCACCUGAUAUCAACUCGGGUAACCGAACGGUGUUCGUCGCCAUUGAGUCGAUUUAUGGCAUGGAUGGCGAUAUUGCUCCCGCACAGGAGAUCGUCGAUGUGGUUAAGAAGUGUCUGCCACUUGGAAACUAUGUCUUGAUCGUUGAUGAGGCUCAUUCGAAUGGACUUUUGGGCCCGAAUGGCGCCGGCCUUAUCAACGAGUUGGGACUAGAAAAUGAAUAUGCUGUUCGACUUCAGGUGGUCGGGAAGGCACAUGGCGCCUCUGGAGCCAUUGUUUUAUGUGAUCCACUGAUCAAAAGGAUGCUGGUGAAUUUUGCACGCAUGUUUAUCUUUACAGCGGCUCCUGGGUUUCUCCUAGCGGCCACAGUUAAAUCGGCGUACAAUGUUGUCACUGGCACUGAUGGAGAUUUUCGACGACGAAGCCUCCAGGAAAAUGUCCGAUACUUUUAUGGCCUCUUAGAGGAAUCCCCGGAAUGGCCCCAAAUAAAAGACAAAGGUUGUCUCAAACUUACUUCAAGCAAAGAUUGGAAGAGUUCUUCAUUUCUCGCGCCCAUUGUUCCUUUGGUCACACGAGAGAGAAGGUGCGUUGACCUUCGUAACAAACUAUUCCAAAAUGGCUUCCUGGUGCAUUCGGCAAGGUUUCCUGCAGUUCCCAGGGAUGCUGAAAGAGUCCGAGUCGUGAUUCAUGUCGAUAAUACCAAGGCCCAAAUAACGAGUCUAGUGAAGACUAUCAUUGAAUGGGCAUCCAAUGAGUUGGAAGAAAAUUCGUCAUCAUACGAGACCCGGGCGCGUCUAUGA
Penicillium angulare is the source of this 1296-nucleotide messenger RNA. RefSeq names its product aminotransferase class I/II-fold pyridoxal phosphate-dependent enzyme. Gene Ontology annotation, biological process: biosynthetic process. Gene Ontology annotation, molecular function: pyridoxal phosphate binding. NCBI's taxonomy places the organism in Eukaryota, Fungi, Ascomycota, Eurotiomycetes, Eurotiales, Aspergillaceae. The coding region runs from base 1 to 1296 and encodes 431 amino acids. The transcript is spliced from 3 exons. The record is from RefSeq and is a predicted model, not a curated record.